CAAUGAUCGCCGGUUAAUAACAAUUAAAAUACAGCCGUGUACGCUACUUACUCGUCGUAUUUUCUGCUGAGUUGGUUUAGUUUUGUUUGAAAUUGGAAUGUGUUGAAGAAAUUUCGUUGCGGCAAUUUGUUUCAUUCCACUGUCCACUCAGUGUUCAUUUGUGAGAGUAGACAAUUACUAUCACCGUGUUUUUAGUGCGUUGGAAUGUCUUGCGGUUGUUCUUAAAGUUAGCGAAAUAAUGAAAAAUAAAUGCCAACUGGCUUAAGUGUAAAAGAAUCCAAUGAAAAUUGUUAUAAAUGUGUUAAAUAAAAUAUUGAUGUGUAACACGUGAAAAUAACCUUCAACAUAAGACAAAACCUAACACUGAGCAAUUACUAAUUGUUAUAUAUGGUGCUUAUUGGCAGAGCUAUUUCAAAGACAAGUAUCGUUGAUUUAUGCACACUUUUUUAACUUAAUUUUUUUGCGUCGAAAAGUGUGGUUAAAGUUAUAUGGUCAUCGUUAUAAAAUAAGAUUAGAUAUUCACGAUGAAAUUAAAAAAAAAUUUGACUGUGCCAAAAAAGAAGAAAUUAAAUCUGUGGUAAUAAGAACGUCCGAUAGUGUUAAAACGUACUUCCAACUAUUAUGAACACAUAGAUUUAAAAAAAUAUGUCUAAUGAAAAUAUAACUGUGCCACAAAGCAAUAUUGCUCCAACCGACUUCAAAUAUGGUGACUCUGAUAUUUGUUCGAAACGCCGAAAGUGCAAUGCUGAUGCUACCGUGGACAAUGAGAGUAUUGCAUUUACUGAAUGUACACCAACAAAUAUUUCUCUUUUGGAUUUUUCUUCCAUUGAUGUGAGCUCAGAUUUUAAAGGAGGUCUUCUUAAUUCCACUACAUCGACAUCAUCCGCACAGUCAUCACCUAUUUCAUUAAUAACUGAAGAACAUUCGGAAAAAUCGCUAUUGAUAACAGCAAAGCCAUCACAAACAAGUAAAUGUUUUGAAAACACCUUUAAAUUAUUACAAACCCAAUUAGAGUGCAAUGCAAAAAAGGCUGUUAGCGUUAUGCAGUCCUUUAAUGUGGAUACGUCCUUUUUAAACAGCAGUAUCAGUUCAUUACCUUCAAUCAGUGAAUCCGAAGAACCACCUACACAUUUAGAGCUUGAAUUAGAAGCAAUGCGACGAGUGCGUACGCUAGUUAAAAACAAAACAAGUUACAAUAUUUCCCCGCGAUUUGUAGCACUUUUAUGCGAUUUUGUGUCCAAAGGUCAACAUAAAGAAAAUGAGAAAGAUCAUCGGGAAAAUUGUUCAAAAGAUGGUGAACAGGAUUUAAGAUAUCAUGCUGCUAAGAAUUGUGACGGAAAAAACUGUCUAAGAGUUAUAAGGACGUUAUGCUCACAACAAGUUCUAUGUGGAAACCGUGUAAGCCAAAUGACGCGCGCAUAUGAUGAUAUAGAAGCUGUGACCCGCUUGCUGGAAGAGAAAGAAAAGGACUUAGAAUUAACAGUACAAAUUGGCAAAGAACUUUUAACGCAAAACAAUGCCCUUGAAAGCAGGAUUACUGAGCUCGAAGCAGAUUUGAAAUCCUCGAAUGAGGAUCGCGCUCAACUAGUGCAUGAACUACACAAGAAAAAUGAACUUAUCGCUGUUUUGACGAAUGACUCUGACGAAGGGAGUGAAAAUGAUACUCCUACCUUCUCCAAAUCCAUUACUUUGGAUUUACUGCAAAAGAAAAUUGCUACUUUGCAAGAUGAAAAUAAAAGUUUGAAACUUGAAGCCUUACAGCUUGCCUCAGAAACCGAUGAUGUUGAGGCGCAGGAACGUCAACUUAUGGAAGACAUAACGUCGCAAUUGAACGAAGCGAACGGUCGCUACGACAGCAUGAAUCUGGAGUUGGAACGUCUCCGAGAGGAGAAUCGUUUGCAGCAUGAACAGAUAAUCAGUUUAACGGCGAGAUUAUCGGAAGCUGAAAUGAGGUUGCAUCAAUUAACGCACGACAAUGACGAACACAUAACACUUUUAAAUAUAACCAAGGAGAAUCAAAAUUCAUUAGCAGUGGAAUUACUUGAAUUCAAGCAACGAUAUCAGGAAGUACUGGCUCUACUGCAGGAGGCCCAGGAGCAAUUGCGAAAUCAGAGAAAGAAAACAAUGCCGCAAGCGCGUAGCUCUUUUAUAUCGAAUUCUGGUUUACUGCAGCCCGAAUCGUUGCAAAGUGAAUUAAUGGAGUCAUCAAUGUACUCUGAAAAUAGUCUUGACUCCGGUAUUGCGGGUGAUACGCAACGUGCAGACCGGAUGGGCCGUUUAAUGUCGCAAAUGCCCGGUAUAUAUGGUGGUGGUGCUGGUACCGCAGGGUCCGCAUAUGGAUUUGGAGUUGUUGGUGCUAUACCACCAUAUAAGCGGGUGUUCGAAACGGUGCGAUGUGCCAGCAAAACUGGCAAUUACAUGGAUAGUGGUAAUUCGUCGAUGACCCAACUGGGGGCAAUGGCAAUGAGCAGUAGCGUGGGACCGCGGAUGUCGGCGAUGCCGUAUCGUGGUGCCGCCUUCGAUGACAAUACAAUGGGUCUGAAGACUUUGUCAUGCGAAAGUCUGGCAUCACAAUCGGACGACGGCUAUCCAGCGGCACCAAGUGGUGUUCCUGGUGCACCAGGCGCUAAAGACUUAGAAGCCGCUUUAAAACGCCUCACACCAGCUGAAGUAUUGGCACGACGUGCUAUGCUCUCCUAUGCUCCAGUUGGUACAUAUUCAUAUGAUGAGCAGCCAAACACCACAAAUACACUUCCACUAGGUGUACGCACGCCAGAUAGUAUUAUGUCGACAGGUUCGUCAGGUAUUUCAUCCUCGAAUAUGUCGGCAUCAAUGCAACAAUGGCGGCUACCGGAAAAAUUGCAAAUUGUGAAACCUAUAGAAGGUUCACAAACACUGCAUCAUUGGUCCAGAUUAGCAACGCCUACGUUAAGUGGCUUGCUUGAGGAACGACCCGGUGUUACCAUACGCGGUGGACGUGGCCUUGACGAUUUGGGCAUGCAAGUGUAUACAUUGUCCGAUGUGGAGGAAGACGUAAGCGAUGACUUACCGGGCAAGCAAUUUGAAGCUUCCGGUUGUACAUUUACGUAUACAACGAGUAUGGUAAUGCAUCCUGAUGACGGUUUAAAUGAUUUGUCAUUCUUGUCUCAAUCACAAUUGUCAUCACGUAUGGCCUCCGCAUCGACAUCGCGUCAACCAAGUUGCCCGCCCACCCCACACGGUGGACUCUCGCGCAAAAACUCGUGCUCUACGUUUUCGGUAAAUCUCGGAUUGGCUUCAAUGUUAAACGAACGUGGUAUCAAGGCUGUGACGCCAAGUGCGCUGAAUACACCCGCUGGACCGAACUUCACACCAACUGUUACGCCCUGCAAUAGUCCCGAGGGUUCCCCACCACGCUCAGCAUCGCCCGAACCAUUGUUCGGCAUACUGUCGACUGGUGCCGAUUUGAUUCGACGCAAACUAAUUGGCGAUAUUGAGAGGCCAAAUCGUAAUCAAGCUCAAAAACAACAAAAAAUCAUGCUAUCACGCUUGGAAAGACGUGCAUUACGUUCGCUAAAAUUGGUCGAGAAAGUGGAGAGUAUUGGUUUAGAGAAUAUCAUAGUUGCUCAACCGAAUACUAUGUCCCAGUUGGCUAGCGGUAUAGCGAGUCGCAGCUCUAGUCCAAUGGCACAAUUAAUUAGUCUUAAGAAUCUGCACACAUGCGCCAAUAACGUAGUGGAUGAUAUACACUUCGAUCGUGAUCAAAUAAAAACCGUGCUACAUAAGGGACUGACUACGCCCACCACAGCCAGCUCAAGCAUAAGAAGUGAUGAUGAAAGCGUAGAAACAGAAUCGAUAUCAAGCGUAAUAAGUACUGAAAGAACUGUUAAAAAUGGACAACAGCAUACAGUAAUAAAUAGCACACAAAAUGUGAUUUCGGCAACGGUCACAACAGCGACACCCACAAAUGGUACAAGCACAACCGAGUCCCGCAUAAAGCAAUUACAACGACAAAAGUCGCGUCGCAAUCUGAAAAAUGGUAUUGCUGGUCAACGACCAGAUUUAGGUACGAUCAAUGGUAGUGCUAAUGGUGGUGGUAGUGGACGUGUACGUCCCGAUUUAGGAAAAGUGUCUUCUGGACCCUCAACGUCUGCGGCAGCCAAGAUCAAUAUGACAAAUGCCCCUACAGUUGUGCCACAGACGAAAAAGGGUGCGCACAAUAAAGAACGCGAACCGCGAGAACAACAAGAAGGUGUUUUACAAACAGUUGUCGGAACUGUGAGUUCAUUACUCUUCGGACGUAAAGGUGGCUGGCUGUAGAGCACUUAUACUAUUUAUUUUACUAAAUGUGCUUAUUUAAGUAUGAUAAUAAUAUAUAAUAAUAUUUACUACGUAA
This is a messenger RNA of Bactrocera latifrons, 4375 nucleotides long. RefSeq names its product trafficking kinesin-binding protein milt (gene milt). The transcript is spliced from 5 exons. The coding region runs from base 646 to 4299 and encodes 1217 amino acids. The record is from RefSeq and is a predicted model, not a curated record. NCBI's taxonomy places the organism in Eukaryota, Metazoa, Arthropoda, Insecta, Diptera, Tephritidae.